Molecule: messenger RNA, 900 nt
Organism: Fusarium musae
Lineage: Eukaryota; Fungi; Ascomycota; Sordariomycetes; Hypocreales; Nectriaceae
Exons: 5
Coding region: 1-900 (299 amino acids)
Biological process (GO): reciprocal meiotic recombination
Cellular component (GO): synaptonemal complex
Molecular function (GO): ubiquitin protein ligase activity
Source: RefSeq, a predicted model, not a curated record
AUGGAGCACGCACUCACAUGCAAUAACCUCAAAUGUCGAAGAGAGCUGAGCGAACGUGCACUUGUGACGACAUGCAGCCAUAUCUUCUGCAUCGAAUGCGCCCAGCGACUCGGUGUCAACGGACAGGAAGCUGAUCGCCGCAACACAUGCCUUGCCUGCCACUCCCAACUGACCAAUCCAGACGACGCCGUGAUUACGAACCUGAGUCCAAGUGAAGGCUACAAGACCAGUGUUCUAAGUGGACUGAGCCCCAACGUUAUCAUGGAAUGUGCCGGCCGGGCUCUCAGCUUCUGGGCUUACCAGACCACCCAAGACAUCUAUUACCAACACGUCCGCCUCGAAAAGACCGUAAACGACGCGAAUUCGGAGAUUGAAAGCCUUCACCAUAAGCUGUCAAGUCUAGCAGCAGAACAAGACGCUCUGCGGCGCAAGAAUGACGAAAUCUCUCGGGCUUACAAAGACAAAAGCCGUAAGGUCCUGCAGUUACAAGAACUCUACGACAAAGUCAAAAGAAAGGCUGAGCUAGGUCAGAUUCAGAGGGCAGCAUCGGAUGCUGUUGACUCAACUUUACAAACAAACCAGAUGGACUCGGGCUAUGAAGUGAACUUACCCACACAAAUACAUGCUGAAAUUGUCCCUCCGCCAGCCUUUAGCCAGAGUCAUCGCAUCGAUAUCUCGGGAAUGAACACCAGCCUCUCACGAAACUAUACAAAUAUGACAAGAGAAGGAAACCAUUGGCCACGGCUGGGAGGCUCACCCCAUCGUGAGCAUCUUCAUGUCACCAACAUACGGCGAUACAUCAGAAGCCCCUGUUGGUGGCCUCCGUCGAUCUGGCAUCAACCCAGCAUCCGUACAUCAAACGACGACAUUGUCAACUCUCGCAGGAACCCCGAUUCCUAG